Molecule: messenger RNA, 3748 nt
Organism: Chelmon rostratus (copperband butterflyfish)
Lineage: Eukaryota; Metazoa; Chordata; Actinopteri; Chaetodontiformes; Chaetodontidae
Gene: nop14
Product: NOP14 nucleolar protein homolog (yeast)
Exons: 19
Coding region: 153-2789 (878 amino acids)
Biological process (GO): maturation of SSU-rRNA
Cellular component (GO): nucleolus; Noc4p-Nop14p complex; small-subunit processome
Source: RefSeq, a predicted model, not a curated record
GGUGCACGCUGGACAUGUAAACCCAGAGAAGCAACGUGGAUAGUGGAAGAUUAAAGUGUUAUUUAUUGAAUUCAGCUUUGGCAGAGCGUUAUUGUCCCAUGCUUUCGUUCGCUUGGAUUUAAAAACAUUUGACUCACAAACGCGGCUAAAAGAUGGGGAAGGCACCUAAGAAGAGGAGCCUUGCUGACAAGGUCCGCAAAACCAAGACCUCUACUGAGAUCAAAAACAACCCUUUUGAGGUGAAAACCAACAGGAAGAAAUUUGAUGUUCUGGGGAGAAAAACCAAGCAUGAUGUGGGUCUACCUGGAGUGUCUCGAUCCAAAGCCAUUAAUAAGAGAAAAGAAACCCUCCUGAAGGAAUACAAACAGAAGAACAAGUCCAACAAAUUAAUAGACCGACGCUUUGGAGAGUAUGAUACCAACAUGGCACCAGAAGACAAAAUCCUACAGAGGUUUGCGAUGGAGAGACAGCGCGUCCAUGAAAAGAAGGAUGUGUACAACCUGAACGAGGAGGAGGAGCUGACUCAUUAUGGCCAGUCACUGGCUGAGAUGGAAAAAUUCAAUGACACUGUGCACAGCGAUGAUGAAUCAGAAGAGAAGGGUCUUUUAUCAGCCGAACUCACUGCCUCCCACUUCGGAGGGGGAGGGGGAGGCCUCCUCAAAAAGAAAGCGUCAGGGGAUCAGCAGGAGGAAGACGGAAGCCCGAGGGCCAAGUCCAGACAGGAGCUCAUUGAAGAGCUCAUCCAGAAGUCCAAGCAGGAGAAGCGGGAGAGACAGGUGCAGAAAGAGGAGGCGCAGGAGCUGACUGAGAAGCUGGAUCAAGAGUGGAAGAGCAUCCAGGCCCUCAUGGUGAAGAAGACGCCCAAAGCCGAAUGUGCCGACAACCCGGAGGAGAAGCCAAAGGUGGAGGUGUAUGACAUGAUGGUCAGAGAGCUGGGCUUUGAGAUGAAGGCUCAGCCCUCGGAGAAGAUGAAAACCCAGGAGGAGCUCGCCCGGGAGGCGAAGGAGAAGCUGCAGAAACUAGAAGCUGACCGUCUGAGGAGGAUGAUGGGAGAUGAAGUCGGGGACAGUGCACAGAGUCAGGUCCACAUGUCUGCUGAUGACCUCAAUGAUGGCUUCAUCCUGGAUAAGGAGGACAAGAAGACUCUGGCUUACCAGGAUGGAAAAUGGAACAUUGGAGAGGAGUCUGAGGAAGAUCAGGAGGAGGAGGAGGAGGAGGAGGAGGAGGAGGAUCAGGAUCAGGAAGAGGAAGAGGAAGAAGAGGAGGGGGAGGACGAGGAGGAGGAGGAGGAAGAAGAAGAAGAAGAAGAAGAGGGACAGGAGGGCAGCAGUGAAGAAGAAGAUGGUCACUCAGACCUGGAGUCCGAGCAGGAAAGCGAGGAUGAGGAAAGAAAACAGGAGGAUGAAGAGACCAGUGCCAAACCAAAAAAGAGUCUGACUAAAGAGGAGAUGAAGGCUCAGCAGGAGGCGGCUAAAGCGGAGCUCCCGUACACAUUCACUGCUCCAGAGAGCUACAGUGACCUGAAAGAUUUGCUCCAUGGUCACACCCCUGACAACCAGCGCCUCAUUGUGGCCAGGACUCAGAAGUGCAACCAUCCCAGUUUGGCUGUAGGCAAUAAGCUCAAACUGCAGAAACUGUUUGGCUUUCUGUUGGAGUACAUUGGAGAACUGGCCACCAGGAGUCCCCCUGAACUCACCACCGUAGAUAAGCUCAUACCAGAGUUGUAUGCUUUGUGUCAGAUGUUUCCGGAAGCAGCCUGUAAGGCUGUGCAGAGCAUCCUCGGAGACGCCGGCCAUAGCAUGGAGGAGGCGCUAGAGGUCAAAGGGCACGUUGCUUUCCCAGCACUAGACAUGCUGAUCUACCUGAAGGUGACGGCCCAGCUGUUUCCUACCUCUGACUUCAGACACCCUGUUACCACUCCAGCGCUGCUUUACAUCAGCCAGGCUCUCACCAAGUGUCCAGUGAGAUCAUUACAGGACGUGACAUCAGGUUUAGUGCUGUGCUGUCUGGCAGUGGAGUACGUCUCUUUUUCAAAGCGCUUCCUGCCUGAGCUCGUCAACUUCCUGGCUGGAACGCUGCACCUGGCCGUGCAGGACAAGACCUCUAUAGGUUACACUGUGGUGCCGCCCUUUAGGCCGUCAGGGAAGAGCAGCGAUCUGCUGGUGCUGUCGGACUCUGAGUCCUGCAAGAGCUGGAGCAAGAAAAGCCUUCCGCUGUCAUCAACCCAACACCUGGAGCUCAAAAAUGACCUGGACAGAGAUCACCAUAGGUUGAUGUGUCUGUCUACUUGCCUGGACCUGGUGAAGCGGUGCUGCCUGCUCUACAAAGACCUCAUGUCCUUCACAUGCAUCUUCCAGCCAAUAAGAAUGCUGCUUUCCAAACACCUUUUGGCCCAGCCGUUACCAGAGCUUUUAAAGGAGCUUCACAGUGAGAUCCUGGAGACCAUCAGCAGCGCUCCUGUGACUCGUAGUCGGCUGGUUUUAGAGAAGAAGAAGCCCGUUCCUCUGAAGCUGCUCACGCCAAAGAUCGUUGAAGUGUUGGACUACGGAAAGAAGCGCGGCAGCACCCGAGAGGAGAGAGAGAAGGAGCGAUUGAAGCACAAGUACAAGAAGGAGUUCAAGGGCGCUCUGAGGGAGAUCAGGAAGGACUCGCGCUUCCUGGCCAGAGAGAAGCUCAACGAGGUCAUGAACAGAGACGCAGAGAGAAAGAGGAAGGUGAAGGAACUCUUUGGCAGUUUGGCCACUCAGGAGGGAGAGUGGAAGACCCUGAAGAGGAGGAAGAGGAAGUGAAGGAGUCUCAGUCUCCAUCUCUUCUCUCCAUUACCUGUUCCCUGUCAAAUGGACAUCUCCAGCGGUGGAUAACAACCUGUACAAGGUUGAAAUCUGUGGAACUGCGAACGUUGUGCAUCAUUUUUUAAUCGUGAGGAUAAAUCAACUUCCUUGUCGCAACACAUAUUUUAUAUUGUUGGAGAAAUAGCUGUCGGGAAUGGACACCAUGUUGUCAAAUGCUCUCAUGUAGGCGUUUGACAAAUGGAUACUGUUGUUGGAAGUGUCAGUCAACACUGCCGUGAAUAUGCCAUCAAUAUUAUAUGCUUAAACAGAGAAAAAUAAAUGACAGAGUUCUCUUUGUUUUACAUCAACAAUGCAUGUGUGUUGAACAGUAAAGCUCAGUAACAUAAGGUCUGAGAUAUUCCCACCAUGAUAAAAAUGUAAAAUAAUUUCUAAUGCUUCAUUAAAUAGCCUUUUUACAUAUACGUAUGAUUGUCAGUUCUAUUACAUAAAGCUUAUAGGUUGUUCAGUGGGCGUCUUUAGAGGCAGUGAAGUCAGUUUUAUAGUUAUUUUUUGUAGAUUGAAAUCUCAGCCAUACCGGGUUGUUAAAAGAAAGCAGGAGGGAUGGUGAGGGGCAUAAAGUUUGAUCUCCUGUGUGAAAUAUGGAGAAGGAGACGAGGUUUAAAGCUGCCCUUAACAAAGAAAGACAGUUGUAGAUUCACAUAUUUUCAAGGGAUUACAACAGAGUGGGUGUGAUUCAGGCAGUGGUCAGUGAGUUGAGACGACGGUUUAGUGGUGGAGUGAUGAAGUCUUGUGACGACUGUGAUGGAUUAACUUUUAUCAUAUUGAAAUAGAAAAGUCAAAUGUUGAUCCACUUUUAACAAUAAGUCUGGCAUUAUUGUAUUUUGUUCUAAUUGUCAACAAAUCCCAUGAAAAGACAGUGUGUGUUGGAUUAACUCCAAAUAAACCACAUUAGCCUU